Molecule: messenger RNA, 989 nt
Organism: Ipomoea triloba (trilobed morning glory)
Lineage: Eukaryota; Viridiplantae; Streptophyta; Magnoliopsida; Solanales; Convolvulaceae
Product: axial regulator YABBY 1
Exons: 7
Coding region: 138-797 (219 amino acids)
Biological process (GO): fruit development; multicellular organism development; abaxial cell fate specification
Cellular component (GO): nucleus
Source: RefSeq, a predicted model, not a curated record
CAUUCCAGGCAGCAGAGAUUACCGUCGUCCCUCGAUCAGUCACUCUAUCAAUCAAUCAAAUCAUCAAAUCAAGAAAACAAUCGACGAGAGAGCUGAGCUUUGGGCAUCCAUAUUAUCAUCAUCUCCAACCAAAAAACAUGUCUUCUUCAUCUACUGCUUUUGCUCCGGACCACCACCACAACCACCCCCACCACCUCUCCCCCUCUGGCGAGCAGCUCUGUUACGUCCAUUGCAACUUUUGUGACACUGUCCUCGCGGUGAGUGUUCCUUGCUCCAGCUUAUUCAAGACUGUGACGGUUCGAUGCGGCCAUUGCACCAAUCUUCUCUCCGUCAACAUGCGCGGCCUCCUCCUCCCCACCGCCCCAAACCAGCUUCACCUUCCCCAUUCUUUCUUCUCCCCUCAAAAUCUCCUGGAUGAAAUUCGCAACACUCCCCCAAGUCUGUUGAUGAAUCAGCCAAACCCCAAUGAGUCUCUCAUGCCAAUCCGAGGAGUUGAUGAGCUUCCUAAGCCUCCUGUCGCUAAUAGACCCCCGGAGAAGAGACAGAGAGUGCCAUCUGCUUACAACCGCUUCAUCAAGGAUGAGAUCCAGCGUAUCAAAGCUGGAAACCCUGAUAUUAGCCACAGGGAGGCCUUCAGUGCAGCUGCAAAGAAUUGGGCCCACUUCCCUCACAUUCAUUUCGGACUUAUGCCUGAUCAACCCGUGAAGAAACCCAAUGCAUGCCAACAGGAAGGAGAGGAUGGUCUGAUGAAAGAUGGGUUUCUGGCACAACCAAAUUUGGGUGUAUCUCCCUAUUAAUUAUCAUCUAAGAAUAAUGAAUGAUGGAUCGAGCUAGCUAGUCAUCAUCUUAUGUUAUGGUGUACUGUAAUGUAAUUCUCCUAUGUUUUCUCUUCUAUGUUUAUUACUUAGUGUCCCAACGUACGUACUCUAAUGUUCCUUUUUAUCAUGUCUUUCAUCAUCCAAGAGUGAAGACUACUAAGCUACUACCUA